UGCUCGCGACGGCAGUUCGUUUAGAGUUCACUGAACCGUAUUUAGAGGGAUUAUGUCAAAGAUGUUUUUGCUGUUAGCUACCUGGGGAAUAAGGAACUAGGACACCUAGCCUCCUGUAGUCCUCCUGUCGAAAGCAUGCCAAUAUUAAACAGAAAUGUCUACCAAAUGAUUGUUGUAAGGUUGCAUUCAAAAGCCCAGAGACUCCAGGCCCUUCAUACUUUGUAAACUAAAGAUACCGAGUUUAAAAUGUUAUAAACAAGGAAACACAACCACAGCUAAACAGGCAGGUUGUCCUAGAAAUGAUGUAGGCCUACUUUUGCAUGGAUCUAUUUAGUAUACCGACAACAGAAAAUGAAAUCUAAAGAAAAGUGUUGGUGAUAAUUAUUUUUGAUAAAACAACUGAUUUGAGUCAUCUAUUACCUGUUUAUAUGCACUGUUUCUGGGUGCUAGCACUAUUUGCCAUACUUUCAAAGAGCUAUUCAUCUUCUGAUUCAGGCACAUUAGCUAUAAAUUCGUUGUUGAUGUACAUUAUUCAUUUAAUAAGAAAAAAGCAUGGUUAAAUGUAACACUAGAAAAUGUCUUCGGAUGUUUAAAUGUAUACUAAUGUUGAACAUCAUUAUGAGUUGUAUCAAUUGCACAACAGUAACCUGCUUGGAAGCAUUCGAGGAUGGAUAAGAAGGUACUUUUGACAAAUAAAAUGACAAACAAGGUGCAAAUUGAUAUGCACUAAAAGCAAUUGAAAGCAAAAUACUAUAGGUGGACCACUUAAUGAUGAUUUUACUGACCACCUUUAUAUUAUUUGUUUGAGUUUUGAAAUAAACUAAUAAACACAAACUGAGAUACGAUAAUUAUUCUAUGUUAAUAAUUUGAAACAAUUUGAAACUUCAGCCAACACCUACAUCUCAUCGAACCAUGUGUGCUGUCACUCUUUUGAGUAUAUUUUAUAAACCCAUGAAUAAAUGAAUUUGUAUUUAGUAUAAUAUUUCUCUGAACUGACACACUUUUUUUCCAUUUCUCCUUCUCCCUGCUUCUAACCUGGUCUCGGAUUGUCGCCAAAAAUCUUCAACAUUGACAUGUUUGGCUACCAUGACAACAGAGGCAAGUGCAGUGAGCGAGGCGGACACUGAGGGCAAGCAGAAGGCAAGUGGCGCCGAGCCCGAACCAGAACCAGAACCAGAAAACAAACAGAAGCUGGAGGCGGCCACGUCCGAGCCGGAGGGGGAGCAGUCGAGUAAGGAGGCCCUGGAGCAGGCCUCCGAGCCUGGGCCUGCUGACGUAGCUACCUCCCCCGAGGAGGAGCAGCUGAAGCCCCGCACCCGGACCUCCGCUGGCAAGGGCCUGUCUCGCCUCUUCUCCUCUUUCCUCAAGCGCCGUUCACAGUGCUCUGAGGGAGAGGGGUUUGAGGCGGAGAAAGCCAAGGAGGAUAAGGCAGACAAAGAGGACGCAUCUGAUGAGGUAAACGAGGAGAAGGAAGAAGAGGUGAAAAGUGAGGAGAACGAGGCUAAAGCUGAGGAGAAAGAAGCAGAGGUAAAAGAAGUGGAAAAGAAGGAAGAAAAAGAACCAAAAGAGGAGAAAGAAAAAGAAAAGGUUGAAAAGAAGGGCAGUAAAAAGAAAAAGAAAGAGGCCAAGAAGAAACAAGAAAAAAAAGAUGGGCUGAAAAGUGAAGAGGAGAAAGUGAAAAGUGACAAGGAGAAAAAAGAAGAGGCAAAGGUGAAAAAGGAAGAGGAGGAAGCAGAGCCGACUGUAGAAAAUAAAGAGGGAACAUUGGAGACAAAAGAAGAAGACAAAAAGGAAAGCGCUGAAGUUAAAGACAAGGAGGAAGAAGCCACAAAGAAAGAAAGUAAGGAGGAGGAAAAAGUGGACAAAAAUGUGGUAAAGAAAAAAGAAAAGGAUGAUAAGGUAAAGAAAAAGGAAGAGGAAAAAGCUAAGAGGAAAGCAGAAGAAGAAGACAGGGUAAAGAAGAGAGAAGAAGAAAAGGCAAAGAAGAGAGAGGAAGAAAAGGCAAGAGAGGCCGAAAAAACUAAAAAUAAAGAAGAGGAGAAAGCAAAGAAAAAGGAAGAGGAGACUAAAAAGAAAGAAGAGGAGACUAAAAAGAAAGAAGAGGAGACUAAAAAGAAAGAAGAGGAGACUAAAAAGAAAGAAGAGGAGAAAGCCAGAGAAGAGAAGAAUAAAAAGGAGGAGGAGAAACCAAAAGAGGAGGUCAAGGUGAAAGAGGAGGUCAAGGUGAAAGACAAGGAGGAGGAAAAGACAGGAGAGAAGCAAAAAAAAGAGGAGGUAAAGGGGAAGAAAAAGAAAAAAGGAAAGAAGGAGGUGAAAGGGCCGAGUGAGGAGCAGGUCAAAGCUCCCAUCGCAGCUCCAGAGCCCGAGCUAAAAACUGAGCCCGACACUGAACAGGCUCCAGAUCAGCACUCGAUAAGCAGCGCAGAGAACCAGCAGGAGCAAAAGGAAGAAGCUGCCAUAAAGAAGGAGCCUGAAGUUGUGGAGGAAGUGAAGGAGGAGGACACGGAGAAAAAAGAGGAAGAACCCGCAGAACAGGAGAUAGAAGCCAAAGGAGAGGAGAAGCCGAAGGAGAAGGAAAAGCCGAAGGAAAAGACAAGGGAGAAGAUAAAGGAAAAGGCAAAGGAGAAGACAAAGGUGGAGGAGAAGAAGGAGAAGCCUGUAAAAGAGAAGAAGACAAAGGAAGAAGAGGCUCAAGGCCCCAAACGUCUGAAAACCAUGCAAUGCAAAGUCACCUUACUGGACGACACUCAGUUUGAGUGCGAGCUUGAUAAACAUGCUAAAGCCCAAGAACUUCUUACAAAGGUGUGCGACCAUGUCAACCUGCUGGAGAGGGACUACUUUGGCCUCGCCAACUGGGAAAACCCAUCCACCUGUACAUGGAUGGAGUCUACCAAAGAGAUCCGGAAACAGGUUCCAGGCGCUGUGUAUGAGUUUACAUUCAGCGUCAAGUUCUACCCUCAUGAUCCAGCCCAGCUUACCGAAGACCUCACCAGGUACUUUCUGUGUGUCCAGCUGAGGAAGGACAUCAUGCGAGCUGUUCUUCCCUGUUCCUUUGUCACACUGUCCAUGCUGGGCUCCUACACAGCCCAGUCAGAGCUCGGAGAGUAUGACCCAGAGCUCCAUGGAGAGAAUUAUGUAAGUGAUCUGAGCCUGGCCCCCGGACAGAGCAAAGAGCUGGAGGAUAAGGUGAUGGAGCUGCACCGCACAUACAGGGCAAUGACCCCAGCCCAGGCAGACUUGAUGUUUCUGGAAAAUGCCAAGAAACUCGCCAUGUACGGAGUUGACCUGCAUCAAGCUAAGGAUCUCGAUGGCGUCGACAUCACGCUCGGGGUUUGCUCUAGUGGUCUGAUGGUGUACAAGGACAAGCUGAGGAUUAACCGUUUCCCUUGGCCCAAAGUUCUCAAGAUCUCUUACAAACGCAGCAGCUUCUUCAUUAAAAUCAGGCCAUCAGAGCAAGAGCAGUAUGAAAGCACAAUUGGCUUUAAACUGCCCAACUACAAAGCCUCAAAGAAGCUGUGGAAAGUUUGCGUUGAAAACCAUACCUUCUUCAGAGUGCCAACUGUGGAGCCGCCCGCAUCGCGCCGCUUCCUCGUCUUGGGCUCUAAGUUCCGGUACAGCGGGCGCACCCAGGCCCAGACCCGCCAGGCCAGCUCCUUGAUCGACCGCCCAGCCCCUCGCUUCACACGCUCGGCGAGCAAGAGGCUCUCCCGCAACCUGGAUGGAGCUGGAGAUGAAACUCUCCAGCUCCUGCAACACCUCUCAGCUUCCACCAGGUCUGAUGUGGAUGAUUGGUUGCUGAUGCUGACAUCUGACAAACCCCAGCCUUCUCCUGAACUCCCAGCCAGGGGGGAGUCUGAGCAGAUUCCCAUUCAGGAGCAGGAGCAGUCUGUUCACACAGUCUCAUGGCAGGACACUGGGACUGGGCAGACUGGCUCUCAGACCAUCACCCAGACAGUCAGUCAGCCAGGGCAGGAGCUGACAUCUGACAAGCAACAGCAGAGGGGAAAAGAGGACGAGUGGUCUGCCCUGCUCGGGCGAUAUCCUCCUUUUCCCUUUGUCUCACCUCUUGAUUUAGCAAAACAGCCAGUCUCACGCCAAGCUCAGUUCCAGCUCCUGGAGGAGGAGGAGCAGGGCUUGCGAAUGGCGGAUCAAGAUCUGACCAGUGAGGAGGUCUUUGAGAGUCUGCGGGAAACCGAGAUCUUGUUAGACGAGCUGAAAAUGGCAGAUGUUUUGGAAUGGAAGCUGAGGGAAGUUAGGGGUUUAGAGGAAAGACUGCAAGAAAUGGAUGAGGUGGCAGAGCGACUUCAGGAAGUAAUAGAAGAGGAACUGGGAAAGGAAGAGGUAGAAAUGUUAAGAGAGGGAGAUUUGGAUCAGGAAAACAAAAUGCAGGUUGAACGCAUAAUAGAAAGUGUUUUGAGGAAAUCUGUGAAGUCAAUGGAGACAAAAGAGGAUGGAGUGGAUGAAUUGGAAGAGCAGAUAAAGCAGGUGUUUUUAAAAGGCAUUUUGCCUGAAGAGGAAGAGUCCCAGAUCAAGCAGGAGAGUGAAAAAGAGAUGACAGGAGAGAGUCCGUCUGAUGAUAGCUUGAGAGAAGAGCUGUGCCAGAUAGAAAGUAAAUGGCAGGACGAGAUGGAGGAGAAGUUGAAGGCCGGAUCUCCAGACGUCACUUCGGUAGUAACACACCGGAAAGUGGAGCGUAGGAUUAAGAAGAGAGUGACUAUUGUAGAAGAUAGAGGGCAGAUGCAGGAAGAAAUUGAAGAUGUGCUUGCACUGUGUGGUUUAAUAUCAGAGGAAACGCUAGGAAAAGAGGGGACAUGGCGUAAGACCGUCAUACUGGAAGCGAAAACUGAGGGAGAAGUUCUAGAGAGGCUUCAGGCUGACAGUCCUUCUCAGAGCGCAGAUGGAGAUGAAUGGUUCAUACCUUUUGACCGACUUCCGUACAAAGCUGUUUCCAAACCACCAGUCACUCCCGUGGACCGUGCUCAGGUGGAUGAAGGUGAAUAUUUCCCUUCAGAGACUGUUGUUACGACAGUUAGGCAGAAAACUGAGAUUAUAGUCGCUGAGAGACAGACAAGUGAAGAGGAAAUGAGGCGUAUACCAGAGAUCCCCCCACCACAGACCGUCCCUGAAAGAGAUGAUGACUGGCUUUUGAUGUUGGAUGUUGUCCCCAGGGAAACACUCUAUGUUCCACCAGUGUCACCCAAAGGAAGAGACCACAUGGGCGCAGAAAGUUCUGUCUAUUUGGGUGGAACUGCGACUUAUGAGGAGAUUAGAGAAGUUGUUUCUGAGGGGAAAAAGAUAAUAGAAGUGGCGCCAAGACUUCAAGAUAUCCCACAAAAUCCAGUAAUUGCUUCCAGAGAAUCCACAUAUGUACCACCAGUUACAUUGAAGGGAAGAGACCAGAUGGGUGCAGAGAGUUUGGUCUCUCUGGGAGGAACUGCAGUCAAGGAGGAGAUUAGAGAAGUUGUUUCUGAAGAGAGAAAGAGAAUAGAGGAGGUUCCAAGACAUCUACAAGAAAUCCCACAACAGCCAGAGACACACAGAGAAGAUGACUGGUUUGUGUUGCUGAAAGUUGUUCCCAGAGAAACAUCAUAUGUUCCACCAGCUGCUGUUGCAGAAGUUGUUAAAGUGUCCCCAGAAGAACGUGUCGCUCUGGUUAAAAUAACAACUAUUGAGCGGAGUGAGAAAAAAGUUGUGGUAGAAGAAAUAAAACAAGUGUUUGGAGAAAAGCAAGUGGUAGCACUCCCACGGGCUGUGAGAGAAGUAGAAGAUGACUGGUUAGUGCUGCUGGAUGUUGCCGCUAGAGAAACAUCAUAUUAUCACAUACCAGUUACCAUGGACGUUCAGGUUUAUACUGAAGAAAGACUUUCUACUGUGGCUGAAACAAUAACAGUAGAGUCCAGGAAGGAGGUCUUUGUUAAAGAGACUGUGAUGCAGUGGGAGGACAGAGGACAGCAGGAAGUGUCCGGGCCACUCAGAGAAAGAGAUGAUGACUGGUGUAUCCUGCUGGAUGGUGUUCCCAGAGAAAGUGCCUAUGUACCUCCAGUUUCUCUGGUAGCACCAAGCUACAUUUAUCCCAGUGUUCAACCUCAACAAGUCCAAGUGAUAAGGGUAGAGCAGAUGUUGCAGCAGGUUGAUCUUGAACCGAUUAGACUGCAGCCUUCCUGGCCUCAGACGGAGAGAGAUGAUGACUUGUUUUCACUGUUUGAUGCUGUCCAUGAAAAGACAGUCAUACUACCACCAGUUGCUCCCGUUGAGAUUAUUCCGGAUAUGAGGAGGACGUUUGAGACCGAGGUGUCUACCACAAAGACUGGAACAUGGAAGAAGAUGAUAAUUGGUGUGGACAGCAGGCAAGAUGAGACACAUCUGUCUGAAAUUAAAUCGAGCCAAAUUGCACUGCCGUCAGAGAGGGAAGGAGGAGAUGAUUGGUUUGGUUUGUUCGACAUCAUCCGUGGAAAGCCUGUUGUCAUACCACCAGUUGCUGUGGUUGAGCAUGUUGUCCAAGUGGUGGCAGCCAUUGACCAAAAACCAAAAUACCUCAUGGAAGACGUGAGGCCCCCCGUGAAGUUUGUGGAGGUUAAGACGUCACAUCCGAGACGGAUUGAUGAUGAUUGGUUUGUGCAGCAAGAUGUAGCAGCAAAAGAACCAGUGACUGUGGACAAACAUUUCCACACACAUCCUGAAGUAAGACCAGCUCAAGAGUAUGCAGCCAUAGAGAAGAGAGCGGAGAAGAGUGUUACGAUAGUGGAGCAGCAGUGGCAGCUGGAGGAUGUGCUGCAGCAGGAACCGAGUGCAGCAGUGAGAGAGGUUGAAGAUGAUUGCUUUACCCUUCUGGAUGUGGCCAAGAAGAAAUCAGCUGCUGUCCCUGAGCGCUUCCAGCUCCCAGCAAAUGUGAAAGUUCCAACUGCUGGGGCCAAAACAAAGAUUGUGAUAUCCGAGAGGAGACCACAGUUUGAGCAACGGAUCCAGGAGGAAAGGCGUCCUCACACACAAACACAUGUCCACCAUGAUUGGUUUGUUCUGCUAGAUGUUGGCCUCAGAGAGUCAGUGGUGGUCCCACAGAGGGGCGCCCGUCCCGUCAGUGCUCCGGUCUUCUCCCAGGCCGCUCUGGCCGAGGCAGGGAUCCCCUUUGCCAUCCUGGAGCAGCCGCAGACCUCCACUCCACUGAAGACCAGCCUCAAGGAGGAAAGAAAGCUGGAGGUCACUAUAGAGGCGGUAGAGCCCUCAAAAAUCGAGGCUGAGGUCAAGCCAGCAGCGUGGAGGGACCAGAGAGAAGUAGACUCUUCACUGAUGGCAACCCUCAAUGGGGACAUUCAGCACGAGUCUGAGGAGACGAGCACGGAGGUGGUGCGAAUGCGAAAGAAAAGAGCUAAGAGAAUUGAGGGUGACUCAAUUUAUAUCAGACAUAGCCUUUUAAUGUUGGAGGAGUUUGAUAAGCCUCAGGAGGAUCUGAUCAAGCAUCAUGCCAGCAUCAGUGAGCUGAAGAGGACCUUCAUGGCCUCCGCCCCGGAGAGCAGGCCCAAUGAGUGGGACAAGCGUCUGUCCACACACUCUCCGUUCCGCACCCUGGGGGUCAACGGCCAGCCCGGUGCAGAUGGGAGCGUGUGCAUUAGUCUCCUUUGCAAUGGUUCAGAGACAAAGACGGCAAACGAGGAAACCAGCAGCAGUUUGGGCUUUUCCGGCAUAUCAAGUCCUACUGUGAGCCACAUGAGUGAGCCUGAUAGUGUCGAAGCCCGCGGCGUUCCAGUUGAGGAGGAGUCACAUGAUAAGGAAGUGGUUGUAGUUUUUGAAACCUCCUUGGUGCCCAUCAUAGAGGGGGAGAUGGCGCAGCUGCCUCCCUCCUUCGACCCCUGCUGUAAAGCUUUAGAAAGGAUCCUGGAGGAGGAAGGAUCAUGUCCAGAAGUGUCGGAGAGCUCUGGAAAGAUAGUUGGACGUUCCCCAGCUUCCUGUUUCAGGAGCGAUGGUCCGCAGGUCGUACACUGCUUCCAGCCCCCUCUGGUGCAGACCCAGACAGUCACCAUCACAGCUGUCUCCAACUCCUCCGCCCCUGGCAUCUCCACCACAGAGGUCCCUCUCGUCCAGACCAAGAGCUUCAUCUAUGACUCAUCAAAGGAGACAGUUGGGACGGACGAAGAAAAAGAUAGCUCAACUAUGACCACCUCUCAGACCGUUACCUCGGAGACCAGCAGCGGCACCACGGUCACCACCACUCACAUCUCAAAGGUAGUGAAAAGUGGAUCUUCAGAGACUCGGGUGGAGAAGAGAAUCGUCAUAACUGCAGAGUCUGACUUUGACCAAGAUAUGGAGAGAGACGGCGGAGCAUCAGCAUUGUAACUGAAUCACCACCUGCAUUUAUCCUUUGGCUCUUCACCUCAGACACACACCGACCGGCUCUACCUGCGCACACAUAUCCCAGGACAAUAUCUCAUAAAUAUGCACCUACCUUUAUAGAUGAAUGGGUAGAUACAUCUAAGUAGAUCCUCUUUGUUUUUCCAGUUAUAUGUAGUGGGGGGGCUGCACAGUGCUCAAGUUAGAUCUACGGCUUAUCUCAUACUGGUGUUAAAAAGCUUACUAUACAAUCUUUUAUUGGUUAAAAAAACAUCAUUUUCAGUCGAGUGAUCUCAGUUAUGUUUGCUUUUAAAUGCUUUUAUUUUCCUAGUGGUUUUUACAUGUUUUGGUUUUAUACAAAUGCACUGUUUCAAUUAUAGUAUAGACACCAUUAUCAGCAUUUAUUCCCUUGGUGAUGCUGGGGGAACGUUAAGACUACAUUCAAGGGAAUUAUUUUUGUUUACAUGUCUAUUUAAUUCAAGAGGAAGAAUUGUUUAAAACAAAAUGACGUACCUCGCAUCAAUAAGUGAGCAAAGACAUUCUGUGCUUAAAUGUGGACAGUUGUUCCCUGCUCAGUUACAAAAACAAAAAGUCAAAAGCAAGUUCUUCCCUAACCAGCCAAGAACCAGCAGCCUACACAUUAUUGUAAAGUUUUAAUCCAAAAAUUGAUCUAUUUUCAAAUAUUUCUCUAUUUUAUAGAAUUAAUGCUUUUAUAGAAUUUUUACACAUUUGAGGUUUUUAAGUUAUUCAUCCAUCUGCUCAUGGAAUCGCAGGUUACCAUUGUGCUGUUUACUGAACUUUGAGGUCUCUACUAAAGACCUGUCUUGCCUGAAUCAUUCUUAUUUGUUUCCUCUUGUGGUCCACCAAGUUUAUCAAACCUUUAACAAUAAGACAAGGGAGUGCUUCCCUCAGCCCUUUGUUUUGUUCAGUAGUAGAAAGUCAUAUUUCUUUUAAUAUAUUUGGUUGAUAAGAAACGUUUUACAAGCUUUGGUCUGUUAAUCUCAGGUUUUGAUAUUCUUUGUAAGACUACAGACCUCCAUAUGAUUGUACGAGGAAUGUCCAUAUAUGUAUAUCCAGCCAAGUGAGGUCAAUACAUGCAAAGCUGGUUUGUCCCAGUAACCACGCGAGAGGAGGUGCAGGCAGCUGUCCCAGUAUAUAUAUGUGGCUUUUCUCUUAUAGGAGCACAAGUUGUCUUUUUUACAUGUUCUACUAUACAGUAAUUUAUUUGUAAAGUAGGAACUGUUGUGUGAUUUGAUGUACUGUGAUGUUUCAACACAAGCUGUUUUCCAGGCUUUCACUAGAGAUGUCACAAUGUUAAAUAUUGCAUUAAUUAUCAACCAAGUUUGUAAAGCCUUUUUACCACAUAGUCGAAGUAGAUUACUCACACUUGCUGUUUCCUGUGCUUUUUCAUAGAAGAGAAAAUGCUUAAAAUAUAUUAAUCCCUUUUUAGAUAGCAUGUUUGUUAGCCAUUUUGUUUUCUACCCAAAAAUAAGCCAUUGGUAUUGUAGCUACAUGGACAACAACAGAAACCUCUCCUGGAAGAAAAUAGUUGUUAGACAAUGGAAAAUAUUGUUGCUUUGUGACUUAUCCCUGUCUUUUUAUGAAAUAAUAAAAUAUGCAUAAUUUAGCAUUUUA
Molecule: messenger RNA, 9960 nt
Organism: Gymnodraco acuticeps
Lineage: Eukaryota; Metazoa; Chordata; Actinopteri; Perciformes; Bathydraconidae
Exons: 33
Coding region: 1087-8331 (2414 amino acids)
Cellular component (GO): cytoskeleton; plasma membrane
Molecular function (GO): structural molecule activity; actin binding
Source: RefSeq, a predicted model, not a curated record